Molecule: messenger RNA, 1878 nt
Organism: Capsella rubella
Lineage: Eukaryota; Viridiplantae; Streptophyta; Magnoliopsida; Brassicales; Brassicaceae
Product: CBL-interacting serine/threonine-protein kinase 5
Exons: 1
Coding region: 419-1765 (448 amino acids)
Biological process (GO): signal transduction; protein phosphorylation
Molecular function (GO): protein kinase activity; ATP binding
Source: RefSeq, a predicted model, not a curated record
CAAAACAAUAUUAGUUUUACACGAUAACCAUAUUUCAAUAAACUAAAGUAUUUUUCUAUUUUUUUCGGUUCUAUUUUUGUAAUUGAUUUUUUCACUAUUAUAGAAGCCUAGUAAAUGUAUUGUGGUGUGACAUGUGUGAGUGGGUUGAAACGUAACUGUGUUGUUUACUCCUUUUGUCAUUCAUUUCAACACUGCAUCUUCUUCCCCUCCCCCCCGUACAAUUACAUGAGCUCCCCCUCCAUGGUCAACAUGGAAUUGCUCUACGAGUGUAAUAAUACCUUGUCAUGUACUCACAAUACUAACCUAACCUCAUGGUUCUCUUAACCCUCCCUUCUUCUUCCUUCAGUUCAUCAUAUAUCUUCUCUUCUUCUUUUCAUUUUCCCUUGAAGACAAAAGUUAAUCAGAAACCAAUUUUUGAAUGGAGGAAGAACGGAGAAUUCUGUUCGACAAGUACGAGAUGGGAAGGCUACUCGGCAAAGGAACCUUCGCAAAAGUCUACUACGGGAGAGAGAUCACAUCCGGCGAGUGCGUCGCCAUCAAAGUCAUCAACAAGGACCAAGUAAUGAAGAGACCUGGUAUGAUGGAUCAAAUCAAACGCGAGAUCUCUAUCAUGAAGCUCGUUCGUCAUCCCAACAUCGUCCAACUUAAAGAAGUCAUGGCUACCAAGUCCAAGAUCUUCUUCGUCAUGGAGUUCGUUAGAGGCGGUGAGCUUUUCUGCAAGAUCUCCAAAGGCAAGCUACACGAAGACGCCGCUCGUCGAUAUUUCCACCAGCUUAUCUCUGCCGUUGAUUAUUGCCAUAGCAGAGGCGUCUCUCACCGCGAUCUGAAGCCGGAGAACCUUCUUCUAGAUGAGAACGGAGAUCUGAAAAUCUCCGAUUUCGGAUUGUCCGCGUUACCUGAGCAGAUCCUUCAAGACGGUCUGCUUCAUACGCAGUGCGGGACUCCCGCGUACGUUGCGCCCGAGGUUUUACGGAAGAAAGGAUACGACGGCGCUAAAGCUGAUAUUUGGUCUUGCGGCGUCGUUUUGUAUGUUCUCCUCGCCGGAUGUUUGCCGUUUCAGGACGAGAAUCUGAUGAACAUGUACCGGAAAAUUUUCAGAGCGGAUUUUGAGUUUCCGCCGUGGUUUUCCCCGGAAUCGAGGAGAUUGAUUUUGAAACUCCUCGUCGUAGAUCCAGAUCGCCGGAUCUCGAUUCCGGCGAUUAUGAGAACGUCUUGGCUCCGGAAAAACUUCACUCCGCCAUUAGCUUUCAAAAUCGAAGAACCGAUCUGUUCUCAGAGCAACAACGGAGAAGAAGAAGAAGAAGGCGUAGAUUGGGAAAAUCAAACAGAGCCGGUUUCGCCUAAAUUCUUCAACGCUUUCGAAUUCAUCUCCUCGAUGUCUUCCGGAUUCGAUCUGUCGAGCUUGUUCGAGAGCAAGAGGAAGGUUCAGUCGGUGUUCACGUCACGGUCGUCGGCGACGGAGGUGAUGGAGAAGAUCGAAACGGUUACGAAGGAGAUGAACAUGAAAGUGAAGAGAACCAAGGAUUUCAAGGUGAAGAUGGAAGGGAAAACGGAAGGGAGAAAAGGAAGGCUGUCGAUGACGGCGGAAGUUUUCGAAGUAGCGCCGGAGAUAUCGGUGGUGGAGUUCUGCAAAUCCGCGGGAGAUACGUUGGAGUACGAUAAGUUGUACGAAGAAGAAGUACGGCCGGCGUUAAACGACAUCGUCUGGUCAUGGCACGGCGAUAAUAAUAACAACACCACUUCUUCAUCCAUGGAUUCUCGUUGACCGGUUCUCAUUUAACCGGCUUUCGGGUUAACGUAGUAGUACCGUUUAUGAGAACUGUUACAUUGAACCUUCAAUUUCUCUCUGGUUUAAUAAAAUUUUGGGUUUUCUUCUAA